GAAUGAUCUUCCCACAAGAACAUUUCCUGGCAAUCUUGACUAUCCUGCAGAGCUUCUUGCCCGUGGCAGGCAAGCGCCACCUUCACACUUCCCAUCAAAAGAUCUAGCACAAGGCUCCAUGCUGCAGCGCGCGCUCGCCAGUCCAUUCUUCACAGCGUUUCAACGUCGUAGUUCCGGUAUGGUCUUCCUCAGCACGUCUCGACGGAUUCCCCACAAGUUCUUGUCCACGGACCAACUGUCUCCCGAACAAUUCCAGCACCUCCUGGACACUGCCAUCGACUACAAGAAGCGAAAUGUGGAAGAGACUAUCCUGAAAAGCGAAACCCUGCUCAUGAUCUUCCAAAAGCGCUCCACCCGCACGCGAUUGAGCUCGGAAAUCGGCAUGCAACGGUUGGGCGGCCGCGCGAUAUUCUUGUCGUCCGAUGACAUUCAACUUGGUGUGAACGAAUCCCUUAAGGAUUCGGCCCGUGUGAUGAGCCGUUUUGGUACUGUCCUGCUCGCUCGCGUUUAUGGCCACGACGACGUCAAACAACUGGCCGCGGAAAGCUCGAUCCCAGUGAUCAACGCCCUUUCCGACAAGUUCCACCCGCUCCAAGCCCUGGCAGACUAUAUGACGAUUCAGGAACACUUUGGAUCGGCGAAGGGACUGACCGUCUCGUGGGUUGGUGAUGGCAACAACGUCCUCCAUGACUACAUGUUGGCUGCUCCGCUUGUCGGGGCAAACAUUCAAAUCGCGACACCUCAAGGGUACGAACCCGAUGCGGACGUGGUCAAGAAGACGGUGCAGCUCGCCAAGGCGGCGGGCACGACGGUGACGCUGACAAAUGACCCGCUAGAAGCAGUUCAAGGCGCACAUGUCGUUGCGACGGAUACGUGGAUUAGCAUGGGUCAAGAAGAAGAGGCAAAGAACCGAAUUGCGGCCUUUGCGGGGUAUCAAGUGACGAAAGCCAUGCUGAAGCAUGCGUCGUCCAACCACAUCUUUCUGCAUUGCCUGCCUCGACAUCCAGAGGAAGUCGACGAUGAGGUAUAUUUGCAUGAUGCAUCUUUGCGACGGGUGCUCAAGGAAGGAUAUGUCCCCAGGUGUUUUACUCGGAUCGAUCCCUCGUCUUCGACGAAGCAGAGAACCGCAUGUGGACAAUCAUGGCUGUCCUCGCCAACAUCGUCAAGUAGUCCAGUUGAUCGCGUGUGGUUAGAGAGGCAUCACCCUGGAAUCACUCAUGGCUUCCGCCACCUCAUGUCCGUCGACUGCGUCGACGAUGCGCACGACGCGUUCGGAAAACAUCGCUGGAGUGAGUUAUAUUGAACCACGGUAUAAUAUAAUUCACUAUUUUUACACAAUUGUACUACUAGUAGUAAUUUAUUGUUAUAAUGUCUAGUAGGGGUGCG
This is a messenger RNA of Aphanomyces invadans, 1386 nucleotides long. RefSeq names its product ornithine carbamoyltransferase. The transcript has 3 exons. The record is from RefSeq and is a predicted model, not a curated record. Gene Ontology annotation, cellular component: intracellular membrane-bounded organelle. Lineage: Eukaryota; Oomycota; Saprolegniomycetes; Saprolegniales; Verrucalvaceae. Gene Ontology annotation, molecular function: ornithine carbamoyltransferase activity; amino acid binding. Bases 119 to 1303 code for a protein of 394 amino acids. Gene Ontology annotation, biological process: L-citrulline biosynthetic process.